Molecule: messenger RNA, 7239 nt
Organism: Boleophthalmus pectinirostris (great blue-spotted mudskipper)
Lineage: Eukaryota; Metazoa; Chordata; Actinopteri; Gobiiformes; Gobiidae
Gene: scn1lab
Product: sodium channel, voltage-gated, type I like, alpha b
Exons: 27
Coding region: 172-6246 (2024 amino acids)
Biological process (GO): sodium ion transmembrane transport; membrane depolarization during action potential; neuronal action potential
Cellular component (GO): axon; plasma membrane; voltage-gated sodium channel complex
Molecular function (GO): voltage-gated sodium channel activity; protein binding
Source: RefSeq, a predicted model, not a curated record
CAGACAGGAGCAUAAAGCCACUAAUACAAAGGAGAAGAGGCCAUCAUGGAGCAGACUGGAGAAGGGUGGUGCAAGGAGCAGAGACAAAGGAGAAGCAACCCUCAACCAGCCCCUCCAGCAGCCUGCCCCAGCUGAGCCUCUCGCUGCCCUGUGAAGGAGCACGAUGACAAGAUGGCACAGCUGCUUGUACCGCCCGGACCUGACAGCUUCCACCCCUUCGUCCCCGAGUCGUUGGCCGCCAUCGAAAGGCGCAUCACCGAGGAGGAGGCUCGGAGACCGCGGGCGGAGCGCCGCAGUGACAACGAUGAUGAAGACGGGCCUAAGCCCAACAGUGACCUGGAGGCUGGCAAGAAACUGCCCUUCAUCUACGGAGAUGUGCCUCCUCAUCUGGUGUCCACUCCACUGGAGGAUCUGGACACUUACUACAGCAAUGAAAAGACCUUCAUAGUAUUGAAUCAUGGAAAGGCAAUCUUCCGUUUCAAUGCCACGUCUGCCUUGUACAUCCUAAACCCCUUCAACCCUGUCAGAAGGCUAGCUAUUAGAGUUUUAGUGCACUCUAGCUUCAGCAUGUUGAUCAUGUUUACCAUCCUGACCAACUGUGCUUUCAUGACACUCAGUAAUCCUCCAGAAUGGGCCAAGAAUGUAGAGUACACAUUCACAGGGAUUUACACCUUCGAGUCCCUUAUAAAGAUCCUGGCCAGAGGCUUCUGUGUUGGCAAUUUCACUUUCCUCAAGGACCCAUGGAACUGGCUGGAUUUCAGUGUUAUUCUCAUGGCAUAUGUCACAGAGUUUGUGGACCUGGGCAAUGUCUCAGCACUGCGAACCUUCAGGGUUUUGCGAGCCCUGAAAACUAUAUCAGUGAUCCCAGGCCUAAAGACCAUUGUGGGAGCCCUGAUUCAGUCAGUAAAGAAACUCUCAGACGUGAUGAUCCUGACGGUGUUCUGCCUAAGCGUCUUUGCUCUCAUCGGGCUCCAGCUCUUCAUGGGAAACCUGCGGCAGAAGUGUGUGCGCAUCCCAAUGCACAGCAACAUGACCAACAGCACCAACAUCACCAUGGACAUGGAUAUGAUGGUUUCCAACAGCAGCCUCCUGGAGCUCAACACCACCUUUGCCAUGAAUGUGACAGAGCCGCCGUUCAACUGGACCGAGUACAUCAACGACCAAGAUAAUUAUUAUUACCUCCCUGGUCGAAGGGACGCUCUGCUCUGUGGGAAUGGCAGCGGCGCUGGGCUUUGUCCAGAGGGCUUUUCUUGCAUCAAAGCAGGUCGCAAUCCGGACUAUGGCUACACCAGUUUUGAUACCUUCAGCUGGGCAUUCCUCUCCCUGUUUCGACUCAUGACACAAGAUUACUGGGAGAACCUCUACCAACAAACUCUGCGUGCGGCGGGGAAGCCUUACAUGGUCUUCUUUGUACUGGUGAUCUUCUUGGGUUCGUUCUAUCUGGUGAACUUGAUCCUGGCUGUGGUGGCGAUGGCGUACGAUGAGCAAAACCAAGCCACUAUAGAAGAGGCCCAGCAAAAAGAGGAGGAGUUUCAAGCCAUGUUAGAGCAGCUCAAGAGACAACAAGAAGAGGCACAGGUUGCCGCGGCAGCAGCCACCGAGAGCGGCGAGUACAGUGGGAGAGGGGGCCCCACCUCGGAGUCCUCCUCGGGGACAUCUAAGCUCAGCUCCAAGAGCGCCAAGGAACGACGCAACAGGCGCAAGAAGAGGAAGCAGAGGGAGGAGGAGGAGGAGAGGGGGGUCCGAGACAAGUUCCACAAGUCUGAGUCCGAGGACAGCAUCAAGAGGUCCAGUUUCCGCUUCUCCAUAGACGCCAACAGACUGUCAUAUGAGAAAAGAUGCUCUUCACCCAACCAGUCUCUGCUCAGUAUUCGGGGCUCCCUCUUCUCCCCCCGGAGGAACAGCAGAGCCAGCCUGUUCAGCUUUCGUGGCAGGGCUCGAGACAUGGGCUCGGAGAAUGACUUUGCAGACGAUGAGCACAGCACGUUUGAGGAGAACGACAGCAGACGGGGAUCUCUGUUCCUGCCUCGGCGGUUGGAGCGUCGUUGCAGUGCCAUCAGUCAGACGAGCCUGGGGGCGCCCCGGGUCAUGCUGCCCGCCAACGGCAAAAUGCACUGUGCUGUAGACUGCAAUGGAGUUGUGUCUCUGGUCGGGGGGACUUCUGUCACUACCUCUCCUGUAGGUCUCCUGCUGCCUGAGGGCACAACCACUGACACAGACCUGAAGAAGAGGCGUUCCUUCCAUCAACCGUCCAUGGAUUAUUUAGAUGAACCAGGGGGCAGACCACGAGCUAUGAGUGUGGCUAGUAUCCUGACCAACACCAUGGAAGAACUUGAGGAAUCCAGACAGAAGUGUCCUCCCUGCUGGUACAGAUUUGCCAACACUUGUUUGAUCUGGGACUGUAAUCCAGCCUGGCUUAAAAUCAAAGAAAUCGUCAGCAUGGUGGUUAUGGACCCAUUUGUAGAUUUGGCCAUCACUAUUUGCAUCGUCCUCAACACCCUCUUCAUGGCAAUGGAGCACUACCCGAUGACUAAAGAGUUUGAUAACGUCCUUAGUGUUGGAAACCUGGUGUUCACAGGUAUUUUUACAGCAGAAAUGUGUUUUAAGAUCAUUGCGUUGGACCCCUAUUAUUACUUCCAGGAGGGUUGGAACAUCUUUGACGGCAUUAUUGUUAGCUUGAGCUUGAUGGAGCUCGGUUUGGCAAAUGUGGAAGGCCUGUCUGUUCUCAGGUCAUUUCGAUUGCUAAGAGUCUUCAAACUGGCUAAGUCAUGGCCCACCCUAAACAUGCUCAUUAAGAUCAUCGGUAACUCAGUGGGUGCUCUAGGAAACCUGACCUUGGUCCUUGCCAUUAUCGUCUUCAUUUUUGCUGUGGUGGGGAUGCAGCUUUUUGGGAAGAGCUACAAGGAAUGUGUGUGCAAGAUCUCAGAGGACUGUGAGCUGCCACGGUGGCACAUGCACGACUUCUUCCACUCGUUCCUCAUCGUGUUCCGGGUGCUGUGUGGAGAGUGGAUCGAGACCAUGUGGGACUGCAUGGAAGUGGCAGGGCAGUCCAUGUGCCUCAUAGUCUUUAUGAUGGUCAUGGUCAUUGGAAACCUAGUGGUUCUGAACUUGUUCCUGGCUUUACUUCUGAGCUCGUUCAGUGCUGACAACUUGGCGGCAACAGACGACGACAGUGAAAUGAACAACCUGCAGAUCGCAGUGGGUCGGAUCCAGAGAGGCUUUGCCUUUGUCAAAUCUUUAGUUCGCAGUUUUUUCCGGAGCCUUUUCUUUGGUGGAGGUGGGAAAGGUUCUGCACUGGCAGAGGAGAGCAAACCUCUGGAUGAACUGCACAGCAAUGGAAAAGGCAACUGCAUCUCCAACCACACGUCAGUGGAGAUCACCAAAGACCCCAGUGGGGUGUACAUGACAGAGGGCAAUGGGAGGCCUGGAGGCCUGGUGGUGGCUGUUGGUGGGGACACAGGGAAAUACCCCAUAGAGGAGUGUGACUACAUGUCCUUCAUUCAUAACCCCACGCUCACUGUCACUGUGCCUAUAGCUGUGGGCGAGUCGGACUUUGAGAACCUCAAUACAGAAGAUUUCAGCAGUGACUCAUCAGAUAUAGAGGGCAGCAAAGAGAAGCUCGAUGUGGAGCCCCAGCACCUGAGCUCCUCUGAGGGGAGCACUGUGGACAUCCGCCCUCCAGGAGGCGACGGAGUGGAUUCAAUUGAGCUUGAGCCCGAAGAGUCCCUCGACCCAGAGGCGUGCUUCACUGAGGGCUGUGUACGCAGGUUCCAGUGUUGCCAGAUCAACGAAGAGGGGGGCAAUUUCAAGAGUUGGUGGACACUAAGGAAAACCUGCUUCAUCAUUGUGGAGCAUAACUGGUUUGAAUCCUUCAUUAUAUUCAUGAUCCUCCUCAGUAGUGGUGCUUUGGCCUUUGAGGACAUUUACAUUGAGCAGAGGAAGAACAUUAAAACUGUGCUGGAGUACGCAGACAAAGUGUUCACCUACAUCUUCAUCUUGGAAAUGCUGUUGAAAUGGGUGGCAUAUGGCUUUGUCAAGUACUUCACUAAUGCCUGGUGUUGGCUCGACUUCCUCAUUGUAGAUGUGUCCCUGGUCAGCCUGGUGGCCAAUGCUUUGGGCUACUCUGAGCUGAGCGCGAUCAAGUCUCUGAGGACACUGAGAGCACUGAGGCCACUGAGGGCUCUGUCUCGAUUUGAGGGCAUGAGGGUUGUGGUGAACGCUUUGCUCGGAGCCAUCCCCUCCAUCAUGAACGUGCUGCUGGUUUGCCUCAUCUUUUGGCUCAUUUUCAGCAUCAUGGGGGUCAACCUGUUUGCGGGGAAGUACUUUCACUGUGUGAACACCACCACAGACGAGAUCCUCUCCAUAAGUGUGGUCAACAAUAUGUCUGAGUGCCUAAGCAAGGUCAAUGAGAGCGCUCGGUGGAAGAACGUUAAGAUCAACUUUGACAAUGUGGGCGCAGGCUAUCUGGCUCUACUGCAAGUGGCAACAUUUAAAGGCUGGAUGGACAUCAUGUAUGCGGCUGUGGACUCCAGAGAUAUCGGAGACCAGCCAGUAUACGAAGAGAAUCUGUACAUGUACCUAUACUUUGUCAUCUUCAUCAUCUUCGGCUCCUUCUUCACCCUCAACCUCUUCAUUGGUGUCAUCAUCGACAACUUCAACCAACAAAAAAAGAAGUUUGGAGGUCAGGACAUCUUCAUGACAGAAGAACAGAAGAAAUACUACAAUGCCAUGAAGAAGCUGGGCUCUAAGAAACCACAGAAGCCAAUUCCUCGACCAACAAAUGCAUUUCAAGGGUGCGUGUUUGACUGCAUCACGAAGCAGGCCUUUGACAUUGUGAUUAUGAUCCUGAUCUGCCUGAACAUGGUGACCAUGAUGGUGGAGACGGAUGACCAGACCAGAGAGAUGGACAACAUUCUGUACUGGAUCAACCUGGUCUUCAUUGUCCUCUUCACUGGAGAGUGUGUGCUCAAGAUGAUCUCACUGCGGCAUUAUUACUUCACCAUUGGCUGGAAUAUUUUUGAUUUUGUUGUUGUAAUCUUAUCAAUAGUUGGUAUGUUUUUAUCUGAAGUUAUUGAGAAGUACUUUGUGUCCCCAACACUGUUCAGAGUAAUCCGUCUGGCCAGAAUUGGCCGGAUUCUUCGCCUUAUCAAAGGUGCCAAAGGCAUCCGGACACUGCUGUUUGCCUUGAUGAUGUCGCUACCUGCCUUGUUCAACAUUGGCCUCCUGCUUUUUCUGGUCAUGUUCAUCUAUGCCAUCUUUGGCAUGUCAAACUUUGCCUACGUGAAGAGGGAGUCGGGCAUUGACGACAUGUUUAACUUUGAGACUUUUGGGAACAGUAUGAUCUGUUUGUUUCAGAUCACCACGUCAGCCGGCUGGGACGGACUGCUGGCUCCUAUUCUCAAUAAGAGAGAGCCGGACUGUGACAGCCAAAUGGAGCACCCGGGAAACUCCUAUAAAGGCAACUGCGGCAACCCAUCUGUGGGCAUCUUCUUCUUUGUGAGCUACAUUAUCAUCUGCUUCCUCAUUGUGGUCAACAUGUACAUUGCUGUGAUCUUGGAGAACUUCAGCGUGGCCACGGAGGAGAGUGCUGAGCCGCUGAGCGAGGAUGACUUUGAGAUGUUUUACGAAGUGUGGGAGCGCUUCGACCCUGAUGCUACGCAGUUUGUGGAGUACUGCAAACUGUCAGACUUUGCAGAUGCACUGGACCCACCUUUACGAAUACCUAAACCCAACAUGGCUGCGCUUAUCUCUAUGGACCUGCCUAUGGUUAGUGGUGAGCGGAUCCACUGCUUGGACAUCCUGUUUGCAUUCACUAAGCGUGUGUUGGGAGAAGGUGGGGAGAUGGACGUGCUCCGAGGCCAAAUGGAGGAGCGUUUUAUGGCUUCUAAUCCUUCAAAGGUUUCCUACGAGCCCAUCACCACAACACUGAGACGCAAACAGGAGGAAGUAUCAGCCAUAGUGAUCCAGAGGGCCUUCCGCCGCUAUAUGAUCCGCCAAGCCAUGAAGAAGGCAUCGGCCCUCUACAAGGAACAGCUGAAGGAGUGCAUCCGCGACCCAGAUAAAGACGUUAUGGUCAUCAGCAAAUUCAAUGAAAACUCCACAUCUGACAAAACUGACAUGACGCCUUCCACGGCCUCCCCACCUUCCUACAACAGUGUGACAAAAUCAGACAAAAAGGACAAAUAUGAGAAGGACAACAGAGAAAAAGAAAACAAAGGCAAAGACUUGAAAGACAGAAAGAAAUAGACUUUAAAAAAAUGAACAAAAAUGCAUUAGAGACUUGACGAGAUUUUGUUUACAGUUUCGAAGGAAUAGAUAAAAUGUGCAUUCACUUGUAUGUGAUUGAGUAAAAAAAUGCCACGCCAAGAGAGGAGAUGCGUAUGUGAAUCAAAGUGGGCACAAGACUAAAUGGAGUUAUCCAGCAGACACUGCCAGACACGAGUGAAAAGCCUUUGCAAAAUGCUUGUGAUUUUCCCAUUGGUUGUUGUUCUAUCUGACACAGUUGAGUGUACUGUUAAGUUGUCUGUAGCUAGUGCUGCUGCUACUAUGAAUCCAGUGUCUUGAAUUUAACAAUCGCUAUAACAAGUACUCAUUUUUGGGUUAAUCCUUUUUUUAUGAGAAAGAAUGUUUUAUACUUUGCAUCAUUAUUGUGCGAAUGUGCUUUCACCACUAAGGCCAGAAUGUCACUGCUGGAGGAUUUUUGCCAAUUUAACAGUAUAUACGGCUAAACCAGUAGCAUCCCAAUGAGUUACAAUGUUGUACUCACUGGUUUGCCAUUUCUGACCAUUUGAAGCUGUUUCCCUACUAAUAAUACUGAGAAUGUAUGCAAGCUGACUGAUCCAGGCCCACUUAUGGCAACCCACACUCCUGUUUUGCAGUUGUCGUCCUCCUCCUUCAAACCAGAGUUCUUGUAAAGAAAAUAUUGUAAUGAAAUAUACAGAAAAGAAUCUUUCUAAUACACUCUUGCUGACAAUAUAUAACAAAGACAUUUAAAGGAUAUACUAUCACAGAUGUUUGUAUGACGUUCACGUUGUUGCAGUUGAGAAGCGAGUGAAUUCAUGUAGUGAUUCAGUUUGUAUAUAUUCUAGCUAUUUGGGUCCACAGUAUGCAUCACACUUACAGUUGAUGUAAGAGCACUUUUUAAUUCCCACUGCUGUGUAAAACCACGUGUGGCAGUCAAACAUGUAAGUGUGUGAAAGAGAAGAAUGUGUCCUUUUUGUGCGUCUUUGUAGAAACAAG